UCAUGUGACCAAGCAUUUCAGCCUUGCCAUCCUUGGAUGUCUUUGCUUUAAUUUCCCAGAUUUGCUAGCAUAAUUUCUUGUUCUGUAACCUAAUAAUACAGGAAUCCUUGUGGUUGUCCACACAUCCAGGUCUAAACUUCAAGAAAUCUGGCUCGGCCCCUGUUCCAGCCAGCACCAUAUGGCCUCAGCCUGGUCUGAAGAGGAGACCUUCGUCUGCUCAGUAUGCCUGGACACCCUGAGCGACCCGGCCACUCUACCUUGUGGACAUUCAUACUGCUUGGCUUGUAUCCAGAGCCACUGGGACAAGAGAGACAGCAAAGGUCAGUACAGCUGCCCCCAGUGUAGGCAGGUCUUCAGCCCUCGACCCUCACUGGCCAAGAGCACUGUGCUAGUGGAGGCUAUGGAGAAACUGAGAACCAACAGCCUCAAGCAAAGCUCCUCCACAGCUGCGUCAUCUGCUCCACCAUCCAUGCCCAUCUACCUGGAGGUCUUACCAGAUACAGGGCGGCAACAGGGCAGCGUGUACCCUCAGCUUCCCUCGUUGGAGCCCAGGCCCUGCCCUCAACACAAACGACCCCUGGACCUGUUCUGCCAAGAUGACAAGGAGUGUGUGUGUGAGGUGUGCUGCCAGCAUGGACACAAAGGACACCGUGUGCUCAAACCGCAGGAAGAGAGGAAGGAGAGACAGAAAGAGCUUGUUCAGAUGCAGGUAGAUUUACAGAAGAGAAUCCAGGAGACUGAAAAGAAGCUUAAUGAGCUCCCACACGUUGCUCGCCAACACAAGGCCUUGGUACAGGCUCUACAGCAAGAAAGCGCAGAUUUAUUCUCGGAGCUCGUCAAGAACGUGAAUCUAACGAGCAGCGAGGUUGGUCAGCUCCUCUGCACCCAUGAGAACUCCUUAGGCAGCCAGGUAGAGGGGCAGAUCCACAGAUUGGAGCAGGAGGUGGCGCAACUGCGCUGGAAGAGUGCAGAGCUGAGCAGGCUAGCCGACAUGCAGGACCACAUCUGCUUUUUGAAGAAUUUCCUUACCAUGGAGCCAUUGGGUCAGACAGGUGCCACAGGAGGGUCAAUACUGAGUCAGGAGGAAGCGAUGGUAGCGUCAAUCCGCUCAGCCAUGAAGGAACUACAGGAGUCAGUACAGGACCUCUGCAAAGCCAGCCUGGCCAAGAUCGUCGCAUUAAUGAAUCAUGACCCCAUGGCUCGAACACCCAGUGGUGCAGCAGGCGCUGCAGCAGCUAGUAACAGUGACCAGGCCACCUCUCAAAACACAGUGUAUGAGAUGAUGACAGACCCUCCACCUUUGCCACCUCCACGACUUCAAGCUUCUUCCAAAUCUCCAACUCUACAUCCUGCAUGUUGUCAAGCUUCAGCCCCUCCUCCACCCCUCCCCCCUCCCCGACCUCAAGCACCUCCUGUACCAACAAUGGGACCUGUUCAUCCAGAACCAAAGACAAGAGGAGAACUGCUGAAAUUUCGCUUCGAACCCACCAUGGAUCCCAACACGGUGUAUCGGCAUGUGCAGCUGUCAGAUGGAGAUCAUAAGGCCACGAUGCGGGCUGAGAACCUGAACCCACCAGACCAUCCUGAACGCUUCCACUUCUGGAGACAGGUUCUCUGCAGAGAGCCCCUGGCAGGGAGCCCUUACUACUGGGAGGUGGAGUGGACUGGCCAGAAGAUCACCGUCGGCGUGGCCUACAAGGAGAUGGAACGAAAAGGUUCUGAUGACAAAAGCCGUCUGGGACACAAUGCUCUGUCCUGGAGCUUGUACUGGUCUGGCACUGGGUUCUCCUUCUGGCACGAUGGCCAGGAAAAGUUGCUGGGCUCACCUAAGGCCAGACGGAUUGGAAUCUAUCUGGACCAGCACGCAGGGAUUCUGGCCUUUUACCGCAUAACCCAUAACCAGGCUGAUCUCAUCCACCUGCACCGGAGCCAGUUCGAUGGCGCGCUGUACCCAGGGUUCAGGUUCUGGGCAGGAGUAGGUGCAACAGUGACUGUUUGCCAAUUGGAUUGAGUUGCACAUGAGUGAUGGGCUGUUGUUCUUUGAUAUAACCUGCUUUUCUGGUUUGAAGCAAGUGAUACUUUUUUUAAUAAGGGCAUCGCUCUGGAGCUCCUUCUACCAAGGAAACAUAAUUGUUCAGGAAUGUUUGGUUUUCAUAAUCGUCUUUUUUCACCAGCCUUCAUUGAUGUGAUGUAAAUUUUCUAAAAAUGAUUUGUAACUUAAUAAAAGAGCAGUAAACACA
Chelmon rostratus (copperband butterflyfish) is the source of this 2240-nucleotide messenger RNA. RefSeq names its product finTRIM family, member 86 (gene ftr86). Gene Ontology annotation, molecular function: protein binding; zinc ion binding. The record is from RefSeq and is a predicted model, not a curated record. Bases 179 to 2011 code for a protein of 610 amino acids. NCBI's taxonomy places the organism in Eukaryota, Metazoa, Chordata, Actinopteri, Chaetodontiformes, Chaetodontidae. The transcript is spliced from 11 exons.